Molecule: messenger RNA, 1302 nt
Organism: Cydia splendana
Lineage: Eukaryota; Metazoa; Arthropoda; Insecta; Lepidoptera; Tortricidae
Product: splicing regulator SDE2
Exons: 1
Coding region: 130-855 (241 amino acids)
Cellular component (GO): nucleus
Source: RefSeq, a predicted model, not a curated record
CAUUCUUUACCUCUUGUGUUUGCACAACAGCUACGUAGUGUUUUUCGAUUUUCAUUUCAUUUUGGACAUUUUCUCUACAUCACCACCAAGUUUAAUUAAAAGUAGCCAUUAAAGAAUUGUUUCAUCAAAAUGCCGUGCCAGAUUUACUUCGAGGACACCGUCGUAACGGAUAUCAACAAUGUCCAAGAUGUGGCGUCAUUGAAGUGCAAUAUUUCUCAAAAAUAUGCUAUUCCAAGUGAAGAUCUAUUCGUGACCAUCAAUGGGAAGGCUGCUUCAAGUGAUUCCACGUUAGAAAACAUCGAUAAUGUGGUCAGAGUGUUCACAAAACUCGUCGGAGGAAAAGGUGGUUUUGGGUCAAUGUUACGUGCCAUCGGGGCCCAAAUUGAGAAAACCACAAAUCGUGAAGCAUGCCGCGAUCUCUCAGGGCGUCGUUUGAGAGAUAUUAACGAAGAAAAACGUCUCAGGAAGUGGUUGGAAGGGCAGGAAGACAGAGAUCGAGAGGCGGCCGAGCGAAAGCAAAAAAAAAUAGAACGGCUCAUAGCCGAGCCUAAGAUUGACGUGAAUUUGCAUCCUAGUUACGAACGCGAGCGUCAGGAGUUGCCGGAGCGUGUAAGCGCGGCUUUAGAUGCUGGCUGGCAAGCGGCAGGGUCAUCAAACGAGACUGGCCAGAAAAGAAAGCUUGCAGAAGAAAAAACUAAGGCCAAAAAGAAGAAGCUAUGGAUAGACGCGGAGUUGUCGGACUGUUCUUCGUUAAGUGAAGACGAGGAAGAAGAGGAAAAGAAAAGCCCAGCACAGGCUGUGUCUACGGACAGUGGGAAUGAGUCGGAUAAGGUGUCGGAAAGUAGUAAAGUGUAAAGAUUACUGUGUAUCAGUGGUGGCGCGUCAAAAUAUUCAUAAGAGAUUUGGCUAUACUAAAAGUACUCAUCAUCUAGCUGAGAAUUAGGCAUGCUGGCACAGAAUAAAUAAUAGUACUAGGUACAGAAGACGCACUCUCUAACAAAACGCGUCUGUUACGAUCAGGACAGAUAUGGCCGCUAAGUGGCGACAGCGCCACGCGCGUCUUAUGUCUAGCAACCAAAAUUGGUGUGGAAUGGGUGUACUUUUAGCUACCUGUAGCAAAGUGACGAAAUUGCGGAGUGAGCCACGCCUGAUGCUGGUGUGAAUUGAGUUCUAUGGACAGUCUGCCACUUUUGUAUAUGGAUAUUUGUAACAUUUAAUUAAGUUGAUACAUAUUUAAGAUUCUGGCUAUUGGACUUCUUAUAAAGUUAAUGAUUAUCUUUAAAUAAAUUAGUGUAAGUCAAA